This is a messenger RNA of Rotaria socialis, 792 nucleotides long. The record is from the annotation of a GenBank genome assembly. NCBI's taxonomy places the organism in Eukaryota, Metazoa, Rotifera, Eurotatoria, Philodinida, Philodinidae.
AUGGAUAUCAAUCACACGACCGGCAAUAAAAUGCCGAGUCAAGAACAUUUAAGUUUUAUAAAUAAAUUAAAUGAUUCGAAAAUUCCACGGCAAAGUCAAUUAAUUGUCAAUCGUUUAUUUAUGAAAAAUUUUCCUCGCGAAACAACUGGUGCUGAAAUCGAACAAUGUUUUCAAACAUUUGGUCCUGUACAUGAUGUGAAAAUAAUUGCAAAAGAAAAUACACAUUUUGCAUUUAUUUCAUUCGUCAAUGAUAAUACGGCAUUGGAUGUCUUACGGCAACAUGCUAUUGUGCCUAUUACGUUUCAAAAUCAUCAGAUUAUAUUAGCACCGGCAUAUAAAAAAAUUAGUAUUCCUUCAGCAAUAAGUCCUUCAUCAUAUUAUUCUCCUCAUGGCUCAACAAUGACACCACCAUCAACGCCAUCCCGAGUAGCCAUGAAUGGAAUGUCUCACCAACCAUCGACACCCUACCAUCACCACCAACAACAACCGCAAAUGUCAACUCCGCAAGCCGUCUAUCCACCUAUAUACUUUCCUGUUCAAGCAAAUAUGCCGUAUCUUCCGAUGACCGGUACUUAUUUAGUACCUCAAGGCGGGCCACCACAGCAAUUACAACCAUCAUUCUAUCCAACGUUUUAUUCACAUGGUGGCACUCAUCAAGCCGCUGGACAAUUAUUCAAUGGACAAACAUAUAUUCAAUCUCCAUAUAUGUAUUCCAUGAGUCUACCUGCAAUGCAAGGACAAUAUCAACUAACAACAUCAGCCAAUGAUGUAUCUAUGACAAGCGAAUAUUGA